This is a messenger RNA of Papaver somniferum (opium poppy), 1860 nucleotides long. RefSeq lists its product as uncharacterized. The transcript is spliced from 5 exons. Lineage: Eukaryota; Viridiplantae; Streptophyta; Magnoliopsida; Ranunculales; Papaveraceae. The coding region runs from base 1 to 1860 and encodes 619 amino acids. The record is from RefSeq and is a predicted model, not a curated record.
AUGGUGCUUGUAAGUGUGAAGCCAAAGGGAGUUGAAACUGAUGAUGCUAUGCUUAGAACAUUCACAUUUUCUCUUAUGGACAUGGCCAAGGAGUGGUUUUACAAUCUCCCAGCAGGUAGCACAAAUCAGGAAAGAGAUAUGUGUAUAGUUCAAAGAGCAGGUGAAACUUUGUAUGAGUAUUGGGAGCAUUACAAGAGAUUAUGUCAAAGUUGUCCACAUCAGAAAAUCACGGAACAACUUAUCAUCCAAUAUUUCUAUGAAGCACUCUUACUAAAUGAUAAGACAAUGAUUGAUGCCACAAGUGGUGGAGCUUUAGUUGACAAGACACCCGCACAGGAAAGAGCUUUGAUUGAGAAUAUGGCAUCUAACUCGCAGCAAUUCUCCACCCGAGCAGAAACACUUGUCAAGAAGGUUAAUGAGGUUGGUGAAGUUUCUCAUAUAGAACAAAGGAUGUGUAAUAUGAAGAGGAUGAUGGAACAAAUUUCUGCGGUGAUUGUUCCAUCGUAUGAAGGCGAUAUGGAGCACGCAAAUGCUAUGUUCCAAAUUCAACAAAGACCAAGGUAUGAUCCAUACUCCAAUACAUACAAUCCGGUUUGGCGAGAUCAUCCAAAUUUCAGUUACGCCAACAAGCAAGCUGCUGCAAAUCUGACUUUUAAUCAACAAGGUGGUUACCAAAUCAUGCAAAUGCCACAACAAGAAACUCAAGGAACAAGUGUGGAUGACAAGUUUACUCUUAUGAUGCAAGGGAUGCAAGAGAUUUCGAAGUUAGUGCAAGGGUUCAACCAAUGCCAGCAGAAAUACGAGAUGACUAUGAGAGAUGUGCAAAACAAAGUUAGUCAAUUGGCUAAUGAUAUUAAUCUACUCAAAGCACAAGGGUCUGGAAAGCUUCCUUCGCAACCGUUAAACCAUAAGGAAAAUGUCAAUGAUAUUGAUCUAAGAAGUGGGAAGCAAGUAAAGAAACCUGCAACAUCACCAAAAAAUAAUGGACCUGUUUUAGACCAAGAAGAAGACGAAACAGCCCCUAACAAGGCUGAUUUGGUAACAAAUUCUCACUCUAAACCUCUUGUAUCUACUGAUGUCACUCCACCUUUUCCUAAUAGGUUUGCAAAGUCCAAUAAGGAGACACUAUACAAAGAGAUUUAUGAGAUAUUCAAGAACAUCCAAGUGAACAUACCACUCCUUGAGGUGAUAAGGCAAGUUCCUCGCUAUGCAAAGUUCUUGAAGGAAUUAUGCACUAACAAGCACAAAUUAACGGGUAAUGAAGUAAUGAGGGUGGGGGAAAACGCUACGGCGUAUCUUCUAAGGAAACUCCCACCUAAAUUAAAAGAUCCUGGUGGUUUCACUAUACCUUGCACAAUUGGUAAGACAAGUACCGGCGUGGUUAUAGAACUUGCCGAUAGAUCUAAUGUUUACCCGAAAGGGGUUGUUGAGGAUGUUUUAGUGCAGGUUAAUGAGCUUGUAUUUCCAGUGGACUUCUACGUUCUUGAUAUGAAUGAUGAAAAUUUAUCCUUGUCUACACCUUUGCUGCUGGGUAGACCGUUUAUGAGAACUUCUAGAACUAAGAUUGAUGUCUACGAAGGCACUUUGACAAUGGAAUUUGACGGGGAGGUCGUACGCUUCAACAUCUUUGAGGCGAUGAGGUACUCGAGUGAUGUGUACUCCUGUUUUGCUGUUGAGGAGGUUGACGCUGGCUAUGGAUGCAAGCAAGUAGUAGUAAAAGAAGGUUAUUGCGGAGCUGGUUUACGAAGAUGGGACUGGAAUGGGUUUGUAUUUGUCGAGGUGUGUUCUCAAGUACAUGCUGAUACAGAUGGAGAAGAGGGUUAUGAGCUCAGUUUUGAACCUGAGUUGUGGCUGAAGUGA